AUGAAAUCAUUUAAACCAUCGCAUAGAUAUAUGCACACCACUACACUUGUAAAUAAUAAAUUAUAUAUUUUGGGCGGGCACCAAAGUAUUAACUCAACUAUAGAUGCCGGCAAAGAGUUUUUUUAUCUCGAUGUAUCGAUUUCAUUCAAUGCUCAAAAUUUAUUAUGGUAUGAUUUAACAAGCAUUAAUAUCAUCCCAACACAUGCUUUUGCAACUACUGUUAGAGGAGUAAAUAACGAUGCAUUAAUUGUAUAUGGAGGAAGAAAUUUAACAAAUGCGGAAACCAUGGCCCUAAUUUAUGUGUUCGAUACACAAAGUAAUUCAUGGUAUAUUCCAUCGACAACGGGAGUAAAUUAUGUCAAAAGGAGAGGACUAACAGCCGAGAUGGAUGAUAAUGGGAAGGUAUACUUAUUUGGUGGAUGGUUAAUAGAUGGUGACUAUGUAAAUGAAAUGCUCAUUUUAGAUACUGUAAAUUUAACAUGGAGACAAGGGAGUUCUCUAGACGCACCCACUCCAAGGAUUAAUUAUGGGGCUGUUUUUUUGCCUAAUCAAAAUAUCAUUUACUUGGGUGGGAUGAUGCAUACUAAUGAAAAUUCACCAUUAAAUGAGGUAAAUUAUUAA
Messenger RNA from Funneliformis geosporum, 621 nucleotides. NCBI's taxonomy places the organism in Eukaryota, Fungi, Glomeromycota, Glomeromycetes, Glomerales, Glomeraceae. The record is from the annotation of a GenBank genome assembly.